This is a messenger RNA of Cylicostephanus goldi, 151 nucleotides long. The record is from the annotation of a GenBank genome assembly. Lineage: Eukaryota; Metazoa; Nematoda; Chromadorea; Rhabditida; Strongylidae.
AAAAAUUUUACCGUCGAGCAGGUUUUCAAGGGCCAAAAUAGCAGGAUCAUAUGCAAGUCGCUCGAAGAACCAAACAGCAAAGGUCGAUUUGUGGAGCUUCGUCCGGCUUCUGUGAUGAUUUGAGCGGCGACCACCUCCGACUCCGCUGAUU